Molecule: messenger RNA, 1243 nt
Organism: Brachypodium distachyon (stiff brome)
Lineage: Eukaryota; Viridiplantae; Streptophyta; Magnoliopsida; Poales; Poaceae
Product: mediator of RNA polymerase II transcription subunit 31
Exons: 5
Coding region: 325-894 (189 amino acids)
Biological process (GO): regulation of transcription by RNA polymerase II
Cellular component (GO): mediator complex; core mediator complex
Molecular function (GO): transcription coregulator activity
Source: RefSeq, a predicted model, not a curated record
CUUUCUCCAUACCAGCCCGUCUCCGAGCCCAUCUGUCUCUCUACCUCUCUUUCUUUUUCCUUCGUGAGCCGCACCCCCUCCUCCUGGCCCAUCUCGCCGCCGAUCGCCCCAUCCCCCCUCGCUCGUCUUCCUCGCGCACGAUUGACUCCAGCAACGAAAGCGCCGCCGUCGCCGGUUGAUCUCCCCAUCGAUUCUCUCGCUUCCGACCGUUUCUCCUCCCAUCACCCAACUAUAAGCCCUUUAGUUCCCCGUUUCAUCUCCAAAUCUCCCCAAUUCGUAACUGAGGCGAAAACCAAGGUAGGGCGGGCGCCCUACCUUGCCCUAAUGGAUCCUCCGCCCAUGGACGGGAGGCAGCGGUUCCUCCUGGAGCUUGAGUUCAUCCAGUGCCUCGCCAACCCUAUUUACAUCCACUAUCUAGCACAGAAUCGAUACUUUGAGGAUGAGGCAUUUAUCGGGUAUCUCAAGUACCUCAAGUAUUGGCAGCGUCCGGAGUACAUCAAAUACAUAAUGUAUCCACACUGCCUUUUCUUUCUUGAGCUACUCCAAAAUGCAAAUUUCCGGAACGCGAUGGCACAUCCAGCAAGCAAGGAAGUUGCUCAUAGGCAGCAAUAUUUCUUUUGGAAAAACUACAGGAACAACAGACUGAAGCACAUCCUACCUCGUCCUCCUCCUGAACCAACUCCUGCCCCUGCACCAGCGCCAGCAACGGUGCACCCACCAGCACCAGUGUCAGCACCUUCACCUGUUCCCGCACCAGCAUCAUCCUUGCCAACUAUGUCAGCUGUUGUUGCAUCUGCAAUGCCCCCCAUGCAGUUUAUAGGAACUCCUGGCACCAAUAACUCAAAGAAUGAGAUGAGAAAUGUUAUGGGUGGUAGAAAGAGAAAGAUGGGCUAGUGGAACGGAUUGGUCAACUUAAUAUUGGACAUUGUUUUUCUGGAGCGCUGGAUUUUCUUCUCUCAGAUGGUAGGCAUUUGAAGUUGCAGACAAGUUCACAAGGAAAUGAUGUUUUGUUUUAGUUGGGAGAUGUCAAUAUGCCAUGCACACUUGACUCUUGAUUGCUGUAGUUAAGUGAAAUCUGUGUACCAUCGUCGGCAGCCAAGAAAGCCAACAUUUGGCACCUCAUGUCUGACAUUUAGCGUACACACUGAACUUCAUGAAUGCUUCGUUGCUUGUUCAUGAUUUUGCUGUGCAAUUCGUGCCUUGUUGUGGAGUAAAUAACGGAAGAGAUGGCUUGCAUGGACUA